Molecule: messenger RNA, 1959 nt
Organism: Hydra vulgaris (swiftwater hydra)
Lineage: Eukaryota; Metazoa; Cnidaria; Hydrozoa; Anthoathecata; Hydridae
Source: RefSeq, a predicted model, not a curated record
UAUUAGCAAAAAUACGGUAAAAGAAAAUGGCGGACAUCCAGAAGAAACAAAAUACCCUAAAAAACGUCAAAUAAUUGGCAAAAAACGGGAUAACAUGAAAAAAAUGAAACCUUCAAGCCAUUUAAUGGGCAUGUCUUGUAACUGUGUUCGUUUAAAAUGUUUUGAAGCUGUUAAUUUGCAAGAUAGACAAAAGUUUUUAAACAAAUUUAAUCAAAUGACAUGUAAAGACCAGCAAGAUGCUAUGCUGGCAUCGAUGAUAUCUCCGAUUGAAGUAAAACAAUAAAGACCUAGAAAAACAGACGAUGAGGGUAAUUUACAUAACUAUUCAUAUCAGUACAAUUUAUUAUUUGUAAGAGACUCCCUAGUGAAAAUUCGAAUUUGUUACAAUGCAUUUCUUUCCAUAUUUAACAUCAGCAAAUCAAGACUUGAAAGAAUUCAAAAGAUUUUAACAACGACUGGAAUGCUACCCAAGGACCAAAGAGGAAAACAUAUAAAUUGACCUCGCAAAUUUACACAAGAGAAAAAUAAAAGUAUUAUAAAUCAUAUUCGAUCUUUUAGAGGACAAAAGUCUUAUUAUUCUCUAAAAGAUUCUAGGAAACUGUACCUUCCAGAAGAUUUAAAUCUUACCAAGAUGCAUUUAAUGUACUUCGAAAGCCAUCCUGGUGAAUCAUGUUCCAGAGAAAGUUACAGACAAAUCUUUACUGAAAAAUUUAACAUUGCUUUUGGGUACACAAGGAAAGACACUUGUUCAACAUGUGAUAGAUUUAAAAUAGAAUUGUCAAAAUAUAACUCUCAACCCGAACUACAAAAACUUUCAUUUGAUCGAGAGCUUCACUUGAGAAAAGGACAAGUAUUUUAUGAAAGAAAGACUGCUUCUAUACACGGAGCACGCUCUUUAACCUGGUUUGCUGCAGUUGCCUUUGAUUUUUGGAAGAAUCUUCUUUGUCCUAAUAUAACAACCAAUGACACAUAUUAUAAAAUAAAACUUUCUCUGUACACUUUUAACAUUCAUAACCUUGGAACUGAUGAAGUUUCCCUUUUUUCGUAUAAUGAGACAGUUGGGAAAAAAGGUUCUAAUGAUGUAGCAUCAAUAUUGCUGCAUUAUUUUACUAAAAUAUUGCCUUCAGAAGUCACUCAUCUUCAACACUUCUGUGAUUCGUGUCCCGAAAAUUGGACUAUGCUGAGAUUUUUGCACUACAUGGUCCACCAGAAAAACAGAUUUGAAAAUAUUAAACUAUCUUUUCCCAGCAGAGGACAUUCUUAUAUGGAGUGUGAUCGAGAUAUGAUUCUGAUAAAUCAAAAGCUUCAUAUAGACUCACCAGCUAGCUGGCUAGAACACUUUAAGAAUGCCAGAAAAACCCCUUCUCCUUUUCACAUAAUUCCAGUAGAAUACACCAUGUUGCUAAAUAUAGAAAAACACAUUAAAUCUUUCUUUGUCACAACUUCCCCGUUUAAAACCCAGACACUUCGAGAAGUUGUAAUCUCUAAAAACCAUCCAAAUAAAAUACUUUUUAGAGAGAGCUGGAACGGGCAAUUCUCUGAUGCUGUUGUCACAAAACCAGUUAAAAAGAGGAAAUUGUUGUAGGAGCUCCUUCAGCCUUCAAAUAGAGUGCUUAUACCUCUUUCCUUAUUAAAGUAUAAUGACUUACAGCAUCUCAAACAUUUUUGUAAGCAAGACGCACAUGAGUUUGAUGACUCUCUUCCAUAUCAAAGGGAGGAUCAAUCGCCUUCUGUAGAUGCCUACUCCGAAUUAGAUGAAGAAAAGGAAGUUGAAUUUUGAAAUUUAAACUAGUUUCUAGUCCCUUUUUUGACAUUUUGACAUUGUAUUUCUUUGAAUGGAUUUUAUACAUUUGCUUAUUAUUUAUAUUAUUUUGUUUCUUUUAAAUUUGUUGAUGUUGACUUGCCUUUUAAUACAUAUACAAUGGAUUUUUAUUUAUGCUUGAUAAAAUAAAAAUUAUA